GGAUUUUUGUAGUGAAAGAAAAAGUCAUUUUGUUAUUUUUUUAAAUGGCUUGAGCCCUUAAGACUGCUCCAGAUAAAAAUUAUAAUUAAAGCAUGUUUUUCUUCCAUAUUGUCCUUGAAAAGGCUAAUUAUGAGAUGGAAAUAUUAUUUGAUAAAUUUGCAAUUUUGUUAUGAGCUAUUUACAGGUCGUGGUUUUAAUAUAUUUCCUGUUAAACAUACAACUUUAAUAUCUAACACAUUGAUGGUUAUUAAACCAAGUCAAUCAAUCAAUCAACCAAUGAAAGGGCAGGAUUCAGAGUCAAUAUGAAUGUUGUUUUACCCUAUUUAAACAAAAUCUUUACUUUUGGACAGCAAAUAGAUGAAAUUCUAUCCAAUAAGUUGCAUACCCUUGGACAAAAUUAACCCACACCCAGAGUCAUAAAUAAAAAAAAAACCAAAAAAAAACUUGUUUAUAAUUGGUGGUAGCCAACAUUCAGAGUUAACGCUAACGAGAUAAGCCACACAUGCCUGCAACACGGCGUUGGAGUAAUGUUUAGGAAGUGCCAUAAUAAAGCAUUACAUGCUGUGGCGCUACCCCCUCCAGAGGAUUUUGAAAUUAGCACAGUCAUCAAUCAGUUUCGGGUAAUUAUUAGAAAGCGUGUUGUACAGUAGAUAACGCCUUGCCGAGUCCUGAAUGUUCACUUGCAUACGAUAGACCUUGCGUUCAUUUCAUAUUCACAAGCUUCGUGCACUGACUUGGAUAACUUUUAUUAAAAAGGUCGCAGAAGUUCGGGACACAACAUGUCAAAGAGAUCGGCGGAUGAGGGUGACGCUCCAGGGGAUGGGUCUGUUAAGAAAUCAAAGACGACUCUGGAGUCUAGUCAAGUCCCAUCAAUGCCUAGCAACAUAAUUACACAGAUGAUGGACAUCGCAGAACCAAUGUCAUCGCUCAAGAAGUUACUUGAACACCGCCUGCAGUGCAAUCUCGAUGAACACGAGAUAUAUUUACAGAAUACAGCCAUGGUGGAUGGAAGCAAAAGUCUGCUUGAGCAGGGAGUAUCUGCAGAGGGUAUUGUUCAAUUUAGUGUGCAAGUUAUUUCAAGUCUGGGUGCCAAACCAAGGUUGAACAUUGUGGACAUUGUAAAACCAAUUAUUGAAACAGUAGAGAUUCCAAUAGACCCAGCACAACAAGAUGUAGCAACGGCUGAUGAAAUUAGUGAAUCAGAUGGUCAGGUGACCAGAUGGGUGUUAUGUAAUAGCUACAGGGACGAGGAGGAGAAACAUGGAAUACCUCAUAAUCCCUGUCUUUGGAGUGUUGAUGACACUGUUCAUUGGUUAAAUUGGGCGAGCAAUGAAUUCAACAUCGCCCUGGGAGACCGAGUGAGUCAACUGAAGAUGAAAGGCAGCGAGUUGUGUGGUCUCUCCAAAGAAUCAUUCUUAUCCAAACUGUCAAAACCAGCUGGUGAACUGGUGUGGACUCACCUACAACUACUUAAAAAAUCUGUUGGACAGACUAUACAGAAUACAACUGCAACCAUCGAAGAACCUGUCCCAUUGGUUGCUUCUGAAGUGGUUGCAAAUGUAGCUACUGUGAAGACCAGCAGUAAAACAACACAUUCCCCUCGUAUAACAGCCCACAGCGGUGACGAGAAGCUUUCACCUGGAAACAGGACAGGUAACAACGGCCAAAUACAACUGUGGCAGUUCCUCUUGGAGUUACUGACGGACAAAGAUUCACGCGACUGCAUCUGCUGGGUCGGGGACAACGGGGAGUUCAAGCUGAUUGACCCCGAGAUGGUUGCUCAACGAUGGGGUGCCAGAAAGAACAAGCCGUUGAUGAACUACGAGAAGUUGAGUAGAGCUCUGCGUUACUAUUAUGACGGCGACAUGAUAGCCAAGGUUCACGGCAAACGGUUCGUUUACAAGUUUGUGUGUGAUCUACGCAAUCUGCUGGGAUACAGUGCUGCUGAGCUGAAUAAGCUGGUCGUUGAAUGCGAACAGCGUAUUUUAAAGAAGAGGAUGCACUCAUCAGCCGGUCAGAAGAAUUGAACGUUCUGUGUCCUGUCGUGACCUUGCCUCAGAAAACUGAAAUAAAUGGUUGAUGUAAAAUGGAAAGCUGGAUCAGAUAUGUUGAAAUUUGCAUCAUUUGUCAGUAGACUUUGAUAGGGCUGAGCCCUUGUUACCUGGAGUUGCUUGCGAAUCAUUGUGAAUUUGCGUAACACGCAAUCGAUGCUGGAUACUGCUACUGGUUACCAUGGGAUUGAAUGUUUCAAUGAUGCUCUAGUCUAUUUUAAGAUUAAGUAUGUGCUUAUGGUUAACAUUUCUUAAUAAGUGUUUUUGAAUAUUACAAUUACAUGCUUCUUUGUGAAAAUAAUGUUCAUUUCUGGUACAAGUAUUAUCAAUGGUAAUUUCAUCUUUGUAUUCUGAUACAGUACUACCAAUAUAAUUGGUAGACAAUACUUUUGGAUUACAGAUAGAUUGCAUAUGUAGUUAUAAUUUUGACUGAGGGCAAAGAAAUGUUCACAUAACUGUACUGUACUGUAAAGUAUGUACAUAAAAUGUAGGGGUCAGCAUCCAAAAUGUGUAUUAAGAACGGUAGAGGGCAGCAUUCAAUUUGUGUAUUACAAACUGUAGAGAGCAGCAUCCAAAAUGUGAAUUACAAACAGUAGAGGGCAGCCUUAAACAUGCUGAACCUCAAAAUAUAGUUACAAAAUGAUAUGCUUGCAGUAGAUAUGUGCACCUUAAAAAUGUUAUUUUUUAACUAAUGCUGUUAUUUGUUAAAUAAUUGCACCAUUACCAGAGGCAUCAUGGGAAGCUUUUGGAACGAAGCAAAUGAAGACUGAGUUUAUAAAUUUUUUGGUUAGUGCUUAAAGAUUUGAAUACUUCAUUUAUAUAAUAGAAUCACUUCUGGUUCAUUGAAAAGGCUAAAUUUAUUCAAAGAUGAUGGUGAAAAAAAUGACAUCAUCAAAUUCAAGUAAUAUGUUGAUAAUUUGUAAAUACUGUAAAACUGCUUUUGUAUUAUUGAAACCGUUAGUUAUACUUACUACAUGAUUUUGAUAUCGCCAUGCUGUAAUUAUGGAAAUGGAACUGUUAGUAGCUUAGUUUUUAACUAUAUCCACUGUAAAUAAGUUGUUGACAUUUGUGGAUAUCGGUGCUUUCGGACUCUAUUGUAAACAAAUUAGAUGUCUGUUGAUUUUUGAAUCGAAGAUCCUGUAAUUACAGAUAAGCACACUUUCAUUUUUCACAUGCAUUAUAUAUAAUAUCUCUGUAUCUAAAGCGCCCAGUAGCUAAAGAGUAGAAGUUAUGAGUUUAAGUAUGUCAAUUAUUUAGAGAAUACUUAUUAGUUUACUGGAAGCAAAGCUUUGAAUGAUGAAAUUAUUUUCCUGUUUAAAAAAUUAUUUAAACCAUUUACAAGCAAUAUGUAAUUCAAAAUCUAUCACUGUAAAUGAAAUCAUAUGUUCAUGAAAGGCUGGUUUAUGACAAUUUUUUUUCCUAGUCAAUUUAUUUUUUUAAAUAGAACAGCUUAUUAACUUGUAUCUUACCCAGCAACGUUCCACAUACUGUGGGUCACGACCCAUCAGUGGGUCUCAAAAAUAGUUUGGUUGGCCACAAACUCGAAAAAAAUCAUCAAAAAUCAGCUAUCUGUAGUCUGUCACUAUCACUCCAUCAUCCUACAUGAAAACACUUGUUAUUUUGUAAUAAUAUUCAGUGUUAAACUUGACCAUCUAACUUAAGAAUUUGUUAAUUACUAAUUAAAAUUUAUUUAUUUAUCAUCGUUAAUUAACACCAGUGGAAGGGUAUCCUUACAAUACUUUCAUGUGAUUUACUAUUA
Anneissia japonica is the source of this 3810-nucleotide messenger RNA. Its product is annotated as GA-binding protein alpha chain-like. Gene Ontology annotation, molecular function: DNA-binding transcription factor activity, RNA polymerase II-specific; sequence-specific DNA binding. Gene Ontology annotation, cellular component: nucleus. Gene Ontology annotation, biological process: regulation of transcription by RNA polymerase II; cell differentiation. The transcript has 12 exons. The coding region runs from base 780 to 2027 and encodes 415 amino acids. The record is from RefSeq and is a predicted model, not a curated record. Lineage: Eukaryota; Metazoa; Echinodermata; Crinoidea; Comatulida; Comatulidae.